Caenorhabditis briggsae is the source of this 1203-nucleotide messenger RNA. RefSeq names its product Protein CBR-KUP-1 (gene Cbr-kup-1). NCBI's taxonomy places the organism in Eukaryota, Metazoa, Nematoda, Chromadorea, Rhabditida, Rhabditidae. The record is from RefSeq and is a predicted model, not a curated record. The transcript is spliced from 7 exons. The coding region runs from base 1 to 1203 and encodes 400 amino acids.
AUGGACGACGAGCUUGACUAUGGAUCUGACAAUUCGAUGCAUGACGACAUCGGCGAUGACUCCAUUGACGAUGAAGUUCCACGUCAGCCGAAAGAUCGACUUGAUGUAAUUAUCGACCGAAAAGAGAAAAUCGCCACCGAAAAAGCAUUCGGAAUCAACGAAGAAGACGAGAAGCAUCUAUGUAUCUCACAAGCUGAAGCUGCUGCUCUUCGAAAGGAACUUGAAGCAACAGAUCUGAACUCCAGAUUGGAUUGUGUUCUUGUCCAUGGUGCCGAUUCGAUGGACGAGUUUGAGAUCCAAAAAAUCUUCGCUGAUUUCCGUCCGGAGAAAGUUUGGAAGAAAAACGAAGUGGCAAUUGUACAAUUUCACUUUAGACAAGAAGCUGCAGCUAUGAUGCUCAACAUGUCUAAACUGAUGCGUCGUGUGCGUGGACGGAAGAAGGCCAACGAGGACGGCGAGGUGAUUUCCGACGAUGAUGACCUAGAAGACGGGCAAAUCAAAGAAGAGAAGGAUGAUUAUGUGGAACUGGUUGAGGGUUUGGAGCCGAACGAGAAAGGGAUAGUAGCAAGCGAGAAGACUGACUUUGUCACUGUGGAUGUUGGCUCUCGGGAAGUUCCGAAUGGAAAAUGGAGAGUGUUGACGAAGCACGUUCCAGCCAAUAUGUUUGUCAUUAUCCGUUUUGCGACUCAUCAUGAGUAUCAGGUUCUUUCAAAAAAAAAGUUUCGAAAAUACUUCUUCUUUUUUAAGGAUAUGGUCAAAUCGAGUAGUAGUGAAGUUCCGAAGACUGGAGUGAAACGGGGAAAUCAAUCCUUCUGGACAAAAGAGACAUCGAAUCGUGGUGGACUGAAUGUAUUUGAUAAAGAUGGAAAAGAGUUGGAGUGGGAUUACGAGCAUGAUACACGGUUCUACGAAGAAGACAAAAAAGAAGAGGAGAAAGAGAAAAUCAGUGUACCACAAGGUGUCAAAGUCAAGGGUCGAGGAGCUGUGAAGUGUGGAUUCCUUUUCGGCCAAGGAAGCAGUUCGCUGGCAUCCGAUGAGUCGUCGCCGUUGAAAAAAAGAAAGAACGAUGAUAAAGAAUACGAGAAGGACGAUGUGAUGUCACGAAUGGGAUCCUCUGCACAUGCAAUCAGGCCAGGAAGAGUGGAGCGUCCUAUGAGAGAUCGUGUCAGAUUCCCGGGAAGAGGAGAUCGGGAAGAUUACUAA